Nyctereutes procyonoides (raccoon dog) is the source of this 1565-nucleotide messenger RNA. RefSeq names its product IQ motif containing D (gene DRC10). NCBI's taxonomy places the organism in Eukaryota, Metazoa, Chordata, Mammalia, Carnivora, Canidae. Gene Ontology annotation, molecular function: protein binding. The record is from RefSeq and is a predicted model, not a curated record.
AUGACCGGUAAAGAGAUUAUCACAGUCAUCUGGAAAAUUGCUCUAGAUGUCCUCACCGUGGCCCCUCCCUACCAGGGCCCUGACAUAAGAAUGGGGUUGAUGGCAGAGCCAUCCAAGAAGCCCGCCUCACUGCUAAAACCCUUGGUCCCCUCUAAGUCCAAACUCACCACCAUUGAGACCAAGAGGAUCAUGUCCGUACUGGACGAGACCAUCCACAAGGUAGAGUUGGUGACUCUGCUGUCAUAUGUGGCUUCUAAUUACGAGACUCUGGAGGGGAUGCUGGGACAGGACAUCUUGAAGGCUGUGAGGGAGCACGAGGACCUCUGCCAUAGCCUCCUGGACAGUGUCAUUUACCUGCGAGAUAAAGAAAGGCAGUUGCAGGAGGAGGAAGAGGAGGAAGUGUGGUACAGAGACCGCCUCUUCUCUUUAGAACUACAGAAAUCCAGCCUCCUGCCACUUAUGCAACAGAUCAAAGAAUCUACCAAGGACAUCCUCAGACUCUUGCUCAAUAACCCACAGGCAGCAAGGCUCUUGCAGAUGCAUACAGUGAGCAGAAGCGCAGAAGCCCAAAAUUUUAUUGAUUGCCUGAUAGAACUACGGGGUUUCCUCUUCGAGAAGCUGCUCACUAGUCCCAUGGAAGCUAGAAAUAAGAAUCAGUUCAUACAGGAUAUCAGUAGACGGAACAGGAGGAACCAAGAAAUCAUCGAUGCUCUCGAAAAUGAAUUGGCAGUGAGCAUGAAGAACAGAGAUGCAGAGGUGGAGAAAGAGAACUUUGUGAUCCAAGAACUGAAAAACCACCUGCACCAGGUGCUCAAGCUCUCAGAAAACAGCCUCUUCCGCAUCAAACAGGAGGCGGAGAAGCAGCAGAAGGCCUACUUCCGGGCCUCGCAGGCCAGGGUGUCCAAGAUGCAGCAGGAGAUACUGAUGCUCAGGUCCCAGCACCACAACCUGGUCAUGGAAAACCAGGAGGCAGAGCAGGCGCUGAGGAAGAAGAAAUAUAAAGUGGAGACGGAAAUCGAGAACUGGAUCCAGAAGUAUGAUAUGGAGAUGAGUGCAAAGCAGGAUGAGUACGAGGAGCUUGACACCAUCCACAAGGAGGAGAAGGUCCAGCUGGAGGAGCUGAAGCAGAGGCACAACGUGCUCGUGGAGGAGUUCGCCCAAAUCCGGGCCGAGCGGGAGAUCAAUGCCAAGAAGAGGAUGGAGGCCAAGCAGGAGAUGCUGCGCAUGACGCGGGCCGCCACGCUCAUCCAGGCUUUGUGGAAGGGCUACCUGGUCCGCUCCAUGCUCAGGUCCAGGAAGAAGAAGCGGAGCAAGAGCAAAGGGAGGGACAAGAGGAAGGGCAAGGGGAAGGCCAAGGAGAAGGCCAAGGGGAAGGCCAAGGCCAAGAAAUGAGUCUGCUCCUGGGGGCCCCAUUCCUGGUUUGUGUCUCUGUGCUCCCCACUUCCCAGAGAGCAGGCCAUGAGGCCACAAGGAGGGGGAGCCUUGCCAUUCCUGGCUGAAAUGAUUUUUCAAAGUUAAAAGUCUUUUUAAACCACAUCCUACAAAUAAAUGUCUUUUUGCCCAGG